AUGAGUGCGGUGGAGGCGGCCGAGGCGGCGGACGAGGUGAGCGGCGCCGCUCUCUUCCGUGCUGGCCUCCUCGCUGCGUUUGGAGGCGCCGUCCGGCGCGGCUGGACCGGCGUUGGGAGAGGCAGCAAGGAGGGCGGCUCUCGCGCCGCGAGCCCACGGCCGCAGGCGCCGCAGGCACCGCACGAUGGGCUCCUGUCCGUCGCCACUCAGGCCCGCCCCGCCCGCCCAGCCGCUGAUUCGUCCGAUUCAUUCGUUAUGAACUUGAUCACUCAGCAGGCCCACCCCGCCGGAGAGCCCGCGCGCUGGCUGCACCCGCUCGGCCGCGAGGCGCUGGCGGAGGCGUCGGCGGCGCUGCCGAGCGAGGCGGUGUUCGGUUUGGACCACUUUGGCGUCGCGGCGCCGUCGCUGCUGGCGGACCGCGCCGCGCGCGACCUCUUCUGGCAGUCUCACCUCCGCUGGCUCGCGCAGCUCGACGUUUGGCACGCGUGCCUGUGA
Emiliania huxleyi CCMP1516 is the source of this 495-nucleotide messenger RNA. RefSeq lists its product as hypothetical. The record is from RefSeq and is a predicted model, not a curated record. Bases 1 to 495 code for a protein of 164 amino acids. The transcript has 3 exons. NCBI's taxonomy places the organism in Eukaryota, Haptophyta, Isochrysidales, Noelaerhabdaceae.